This is a messenger RNA of Gongylonema pulchrum, 348 nucleotides long. The record is from the annotation of a GenBank genome assembly. NCBI's taxonomy places the organism in Eukaryota, Metazoa, Nematoda, Chromadorea, Rhabditida, Gongylonematidae.
AUGGCGGUGAUUUGCGUACAUGAAAAGGCUGUUAAUUCUCCGCGGUCUUCGAUGGUGAAGCCAUCGAGAUCAAGACAUACAUCGCGAGUGAACGGUGGAGCGGAGAAGAAAGAAUUGCAACUGGUGGAUGAAGUUGGUGGAAAUGAUGGUAGUGAUGAGCCGGAAGCCAUGGAAACCGACUGCAUUGUGCUGUCUGAGGAAGUAGCUGGUGAUGACGAAAAAGAAGUAAAAAAGGAGGCUGAAACAUCCCAGGAAGCGGAACAUGCUGCAGCUUCGAAGGCUAAAACUGCUUCGAAGGAAAUGGCUGCCGGUGCUGCUUCUGCUGCUGCAGGAGAUGAAAAGAAAUGA